UGAAGCUCGUCAUAUCGGGAAUUGUUUUUUUAGCCUGCCUUUUUAAUUGCACUAAAGAAGGAUCAGCACGCUUGCUUGAUAGGAACUGUGGAAUAUCAACGAUUGACGAUAUAGAGGCUCAUAUUCAUGAUGGUAAAAUAACAACUAUUAAGGAGAACCCAUGGAUGGUAAAGAUAUCAACAAAAAAUGGUCUUUCGAUUUCUUUUGUGUGUAGCGGCAUACUCAUCACAACACGCUUAGUUCUUACGGCUGCGCACUGCAUUUUUUUUAAUGACACAUAUUUGCACUUGGGCGAUUAUUUAAUCGUAGAUCCCGAACCAGAUUGCACUUCGGGUAAAUGCAUACCAAAGGCGUAUAAUUAUAGAGCCGAUAUGAAAUUUACUCACAGAAAUUACAAAGGACGUCUUUCGAAGUUCGAUAUAGGUAUGUAUCGAAUGGAGAAAGAGGUGACAUAUUCAGAAUUUGUUCGACCUAUAUGUCUACUCGUCGAUGAUCAAAUACUAGAAGCUAAAAAAUUUAACAUCACCGGCUGGGGUAAGACUAAGCAGGAGCAGCCAGUCAACCGGACUCUACAAACAGGGACAGUUUACCCACUGAAUAGUUCCUUUUGUGAUGCCAAGUAUAGUACUAAUACUGACCGAUCCCAGAUAUGUGUCGGCAGUAACUCAAUUGGCUCAUGUGAAGGCGAUUCUGGAGGCCCAUUAAGUUCAGUGAUGCCUUACGAAAAUACGAACAGGACUUUUCUGUACGGUUUGGUUAGCUUUGGUUCUGAUAAGUGCUCUAAGGAAUCUGGAUUGAGUGUUCUCACAAAUGUAACCCAUUACAUGAAAUGGAUCGAGAAUGUAAUCAAGGCUUCCGAAAUUCAGUAUGCAGGUAACGGCGGCUUCUGGCAUAAAAUUGCUGAAGUCGCACUCUGAUUCGGAUGGCGGGACUUUAAGCUCCUUUUUGUAAAUAAAAUAAACUUACACAAGAAAGAAAGCUAAC
This is a messenger RNA of Drosophila suzukii, 984 nucleotides long. Its product is annotated as melanization protease 1-like. Gene Ontology annotation, biological process: proteolysis. Gene Ontology annotation, molecular function: serine-type endopeptidase activity. The record is from RefSeq and is a predicted model, not a curated record. Lineage: Eukaryota; Metazoa; Arthropoda; Insecta; Diptera; Drosophilidae.